GUUUUGAGUCGGCUUUUCUCCCGCCUUGUGUGUGAGGCGAGAUUCUCUGGAAUACGCGAUUUUCGACGCCGAGAGCUUUUCUUGAAGGCUCGACUGUACUCAUAUACUACUCUUCAACGAUGUCGAGCAACGAUUUCUACGUGCGGUACUACGUCGGCCACAAGGGGAAAUUCGGUCAUGAAUUCCUGGAGUUCGAGUUCAGACCCGAUGGUAAACUGCGGUACGCGAACAACUCCAACUACAAAAAUGACACAAUCAUCCGCAAAGAAGUAUAUGUGAGUGGAUCCGUGAUGGCUGAACUACGGAGAAUCAUUGAGGACUCAGAAAUCAUGCAGGAGGACGAUAGCGAUUGGCCGGUCCCCGAUCGCGUCGGUCGUCAGGAACUCGAGAUCGUUCUGGGCGACGAGCAUGUCUCGUUCACGACUUCGAAAAUCGGAAGUCUCGCGGACGUCACAAACAGCGAUGAUGUCGAAGGUCUCCGUUGCUUCUACUACCUUGUACAGGAUCUGAAAUGCAUGGUUUUCUCCCUCAUUGGCCUGCAUUUCAAGAUCAAACCCAUCUAAAUAUUCAGUGUAAAUAAUAAACGCAUGCAUCGCCAGUCGCCGAUGUCGCAUGCAUCACAUUUCUCACAGUUUCGCUCGGUCUGUUCAUAAAAGAAAAUUCCGUUUUAUACUCAAA
Messenger RNA from Galendromus occidentalis (western predatory mite), 678 nucleotides. RefSeq names its product mago, exon junction complex subunit (gene mago). The record is from RefSeq and is a predicted model, not a curated record. Gene Ontology annotation, cellular component: nucleus; exon-exon junction complex; catalytic step 2 spliceosome. Lineage: Eukaryota; Metazoa; Arthropoda; Arachnida; Mesostigmata; Phytoseiidae. Gene Ontology annotation, biological process: RNA splicing. Bases 120 to 563 code for a protein of 147 amino acids. The transcript has 4 exons.